CGUCGUCGUCGUCUCCAUUCAUGAAAUGUUUGAGCAGAGUUUGAUAGUAGAAGACGUGCAAGACAGCUGUCACGGUUGCCGACCGUGGGUCAGCGAAAUGGCUAAAAGUAACUUUGAACGCGUUCAAGUGACGAGGUUCAACAUAUCGACGGCCUUUUCACUCUAAUGCUACUUUCCAUCGGCGAUAGCGGCACUAGCCUACAUGAGAGAGACUACCAUGAGUGAUGGGGAGCUGUGUGCGGUCGCACUGCACCAGCGCUGGGAUUUGGUGGACGCGUGCGCUAAGCUUCUGAACGCCCAGUGGACCAGGAGCCACGGAGCCCGCGUCCACUCCCUGCGCCAGUCCUGCCCGGCCUUCCCCGUGUGCCUGCUGCUGCUGCGCCGCUAUCCUCUGGGUGGGGGCACGCCAGACGCCCUGCUGGGCCACGCCCGGCUCUCCAAGGUCCUGGGCUCUCGGAGCCUUUUCGUGGAGUCUGUGGUGGUGUCGCAGGCGGAGAGGGGGAAAGGGUAUGGGAGGGCGCUGAUGACAGAGGUCGAGGCGUACGCACGCAAGAAGGGCUAUAGACGGCUGUGUCUGACCACGCACGAUCAGCAGUACUUCUACGCGCACCUGGGCUACGUGUUGUCAACGCCCGUGCAGAACGUGGGCAACCUGGGCAAGAUCAUGCCCACGGAGCUCCUGCACAAGUUUUGCCGAGCGCCGCAGCACCAGGAGGUGGAGGAGGGACACAGAGGGGGGGUGGUGGACGGUGGAGGAGGGGAUGGACAUUACAAACCGGCCGUCAGGAGAGCAGAGCCUCCCAACCCCCCACCUCCUGCCCCUCCACCACCUCCACCAGGCUCUGUCCCUCCUUGUCCUCCACCUCUACCUCCCUUAAUACCUCCUCUUCCACCUCUCUCUAUUCCUCUUCCACCUCUCUCUAUUCCUCCUCCUCCUCCUCCUCCUCCUCCUUGUCUUCCACCACCUCCUAUUGCUGCACUCACCUCUAUUCCUGCACCCCACCCACCUCCUCCUCCUCCUCCUCCUCCUCCACCACCACCACCACCACUUCACACUUCCCACAAGACCCCCACAUCACCUCCUGGGGCUCAGACGCUCGAUGUGACGCCGUACCGAGACGCCAAAGGCAUGGCCAUCUUCUGGAUGCACAAAGACAUUUGACACGGACCGCUGCGCCGGGCCCCUGGGCCACCAUUUGCACUCUCCCUUGACAACACAAGGUUGGAGCAAAGCCAUGCUGUGGAGCAUCACUGUAUUGAGCUCAUUGGAGUAGAUGCUGAGCCAAAGUUUUGUGUGUUGGAUGUCCCAUUGAUUUCCUUUGCUUAAUUGUUGCUUUAAGCCUCUGGACUGGUUUCAGAUGCCACUCUCAAGUACACGUAUGUGAACACACCCUUGUACUGUAUUUACACAUGCACAGUAUGCACAUUUUAUAAAGAUGUCCACGUCAUUGUUAUACGGUAUGGCCUUCCAAAGAAAUCUACCAGGUAACUAAGUGAAUGGUACAAAUGAAUGGGCCAGUCUCUCACUUCAAGGAGAACGGAUACAGUGAGUAUCUCACUUUGUUCUUUAGAGGCCCUUCUGCAAGUGUGCCUAAGGACUGUGAAUGUGCCUUGUUACCAAACAUGUUUUAAGUGUAAGGAUUAUUCAUUUUUAGUGAAUGACAAUCAUGGAACAGAACCUAGCAGGUGCCUGGGGGCGUCCAUUAAAAGUGGAUUUCUCUA
This is a messenger RNA of Sardina pilchardus (European sardine), 1722 nucleotides long. Its product is annotated as N-alpha-acetyltransferase 80. The record is from RefSeq and is a predicted model, not a curated record. NCBI's taxonomy places the organism in Eukaryota, Metazoa, Chordata, Actinopteri, Clupeiformes, Clupeidae. Gene Ontology annotation, molecular function: acetyl-CoA binding; N-acetyltransferase activity. Gene Ontology annotation, cellular component: cytoplasm. The transcript has 2 exons. Bases 203 to 1162 code for a protein of 319 amino acids. Gene Ontology annotation, biological process: protein acetylation.